AUGGAAAAAAAUAUUCAAGACAUACAAUUACUGCAAGAAUAUCUUAAUCAAUGUAAUAAUGAAAUACAAGAAAUUGAUAGAAAAAUGGAAGAGACAGGGGACAGUCUUGAGACGAUAAAAAAUACAAUGAUUCAACAAUCAAAAAUGAUGAAUUCUUUUAUUUCUGAAAAAUCUUUUGAACUAACAAAAAAAAUACAAUGGAAUGGGAAUCAAAACACUACAAAAACGGUAACAGAAGUUCAAGGGAUAGUAGAAGAGUUGAAAGGUAUGGUCACCCAAUUUCAAAAAGUAAAAGAAAUAUAUGUUAUUGAUGACGACAUGGAACCAAUUGUUAUUGACGAUGAUGAGACUAUAUCUGUGUCAUCUCAUUCAACACAAAAAACAAGUAAUACCACCCAAGAAGAAUGGAUUGAAUUAUCUCAAAUCCCAACAUUUAGAAACUGA
Messenger RNA from Entamoeba dispar SAW760, 444 nucleotides. RefSeq lists its product as uncharacterized. The transcript has a single exon. Lineage: Eukaryota; Evosea; Mastigamoebida; Endamoebidae. The coding region runs from base 1 to 444 and encodes 147 amino acids. The record is from RefSeq and is a predicted model, not a curated record.